AUAAAUCUCUCAAAUUGUCCAAAAAAUUAAAACAAAUAAUUGGUGAAUUAAGGUUUAGGGCUUUCAUCAACGAAGCGCCCCCAUUUUCAUCGUCAUGGACCGGCGGGAGCCGGAAAAACCCGAUGUCCUUCCUUCUACUGCUUUGGCAUAUCUUGAUCGGAACUACUGGGAUAAGAGAUUCGCUCAAGAGGAACACUACGAAUGGUUCAAAGAUUAUUCACACUUCCGUCACAUUGUUCUUCAACACAUCAAACCUCAAUCUUCUGUGUUGGAGCUAGGAUGUGGAAAUUCCCAGUUGUGUGAGGAAUUAUAUAGAGAUGGCAUUACUGAAUUGACCUGCAUUGAUUUGUCCCCUAUUGCAGUGGAGAAGAUGAAACAAAGAUUGAUAAACAAGGGAUACAAAGAAAUAAAAGUGCUGGAAGCUGAUAUGCUAGACCUGCCUUUUGAAGAUGGAUGUUUUGAUGUGGUUAUAGAGAAAGGCACAAUGGAUGUCUUAUUCGUGGACAGUGGUGACCCUUGGAAUCCACACCCUGCGACAGUGGAGAAGGUGAUGAAAAUGCUUCACGAAAUUCAUAGAGUUCUGAAACCUGAGGGCAUAUUUAUAUCGAUCACAUUUGGCCAGCCACACUUCAGGCGUCGGUUCUUUAGUCAUCCUGAGUUUACCUGGUCUGUUGAGUAUAAUACUUUUGGAGAAACAUUCCACUACUUUUUCUACAUCUUGAAAAAGGCACAAAGAUCAUCAGAGAGCGAGGAGUGCGGGGAAAAAAAUCGUAUUCCAUCAAUAUCUCUAUACCAUGACGAAUUAGAGGGUGAAGACUUUUUAUUCAGAACCAACAUUGAUGAGAUGGAAAGCUAGAAGUGAAAUAUAUAUUGUGACUCCACUUAGCACCCUGUAUUGCUUUAUUUCUUUUGUUAUAGGACUCAGAUUCUACAUUAAAUGUCAUCUUUCCAUCACUAUGUUCAUUAGUUAAUUUCAUUUUUAAGAAUUUGGCUGACAGACAGAAAAUAAUUAAUUGAUAUCACUAGAGGAAAGGGUUGAACCUUCGACCUUGUGGUUAACAGCCACACGCCCUAACCAACCGUGCUACUCUAGCUUCUUGUUAUUGCCAUCGUUUGAGGAUAGUAUAACAAGUUUUAAUAUAGCAAGUUGUUACAUAAAAAUAUAGUGAGGUGUAUUAGCAGACCUACUCAAGUUGUAUUACUAUUUACCUGUUAUUCAACACAAAAUUAAGCAAAAUUACAGGUUAAUUGUUA
Molecule: messenger RNA, 1254 nt
Organism: Solanum dulcamara
Lineage: Eukaryota; Viridiplantae; Streptophyta; Magnoliopsida; Solanales; Solanaceae
Exons: 7
Coding region: 95-856 (253 amino acids)
Source: RefSeq, a predicted model, not a curated record